Saccharomyces eubayanus is the source of this 2328-nucleotide messenger RNA. RefSeq names its product Gis4p (gene GIS4). Bases 1 to 2328 code for a protein of 775 amino acids. The transcript has a single exon. The record is from RefSeq and is a predicted model, not a curated record. Lineage: Eukaryota; Fungi; Ascomycota; Saccharomycetes; Saccharomycetales; Saccharomycetaceae.
AUGCAAAAGUCUGUUAGAGUUGGUGACUAUUUUGAUAAUGAUGAUAAUGGUUUAUGGUCGUGGUAUCUAACGAAUCUAAGAUUGGGUGAUUUCGAGGAACUCAUAGGUAAUCAACUAAAGUAUACUUUAUUAAAAAGAUUUCUAAAUAGUCAUUUUUAUGGCGAUAACAACACUUCGAUUAGACCAAACAAGAAGAUUUUAUUGGUUUCCAUACCUGAGAAUGUUCAUGAAGAUAUUUCCAUAUUAGAAAUUUUUCUUAAAGAUUACUUCCAUCUAGAAAAGUUAGAACAUAUUCAAAUUUCAAAAUUGACUCACUCUCAUUGUUAUAAUCAUGAAAACCACUACUUAUUAACGGACUAUCUUAACAAUUUCCAAGAUCCCUCUUUUUUAGAAUUUGCAAGUACGAGUUGGCAAGUUCAAAAAAAUCCGAAGUCUUCGAAUAAUAACAAUAAUAACAGACAUUUAAUACAUGCUUCCACAGCAUCUUCAUCAAAGCCAUCAAAUGCGCAAUUAAAAACAAACACUUUAGAUAAUCAAUUGUUAGAUACAAAUACACAGAAUUCAAUGACUGCACGAACCAAUACAAACACAAAGACUUUAACAUAUACAGAUACGGCUGAUUCAAGUCUCACGCCAGCUGAAUGUAACAACAAAGACGAUAACAAUAUGCCCCAGAAUAAUGAAAAUGAAAAUGAAAAUGAAGAAGAGGAUGCAGGGGACGACGCAGCCAGUUCAAUAGUACUGAACUUUUCCCAUCCACGGACACUAGCGUCAAAGGCAAAUAAAGUACCAAAAAUUUUCCCAUCGUAUACUAAUGAGGAUUAUAACCCAUCGCAUUCCGAGAUAGUAUCGAUAGAUAGUUUUGCUGGCGAAGACGUAUCAUCAACAUAUCCCGGACAAGAUCUGAGUUUAACCACGGCAAGGCGUGAGGAUAAAGACGAUGAAGACCAGAACUCAAAUGGCUCUGAUGAUGAAAGCUUUGAAGAAACAAGCUCGAGUGUAGAAAGUUCUGUUAGCUACACCAAUUGCAGUAGUAGCAGUGACAGCAGCAUUGUUCGCUAUCAUUUUAGCACCGGUAGUCGUGGUAGUUUGGGACGUGGAGAUGUUGAUCAUACCAAUGCUACCUAUAUUUCUGAAUUAUCAAGCAUAACCAGCUCAAUAGAAAACGUAACUAAUUCCACUACUCCAGAGGAAGAAGACCAUUUGGUUGGAGAUAAUUAUGAAGCUCAAGAUUAUUUAUCGGGAGAGGAAGAUGAGGAGGAGGUCGAUGAUGAUGAGGAUAUCUCUUCUUCAGACUACUCUGUAUUAUCCAUUCUACCAUCGAUCUCAAUCUGCGAUUCGUUAGGAUACUUUAGGCUAGUCUUGCAAUCUAUUUUAAUCCAAAAUCCAGAUACGAAGGAGAUUUUCACCGCAAUUAGACAAUCAAAUAAUGAACCUACAGUGGCAAGCGUUACUGAUGAUUGGCUAUUGUACGAUUCAAAAUUUUCAAUGAAUAAUUUACAAAUUUUAACACUUCAAGACUUGCUCGAUAUCAAGAGAUCAUUCCCCAAGAUUCUGCUCUAUACAAUGGUUAUCGUAACAGAUUCAGGUCCACAACAAAUAGAAGAGGAGCAUAAAAAUUUAACCCAACAACACAACGAUGUAGAUGUAACGAAGGAAGAACCUCUAAAUUCAGAAUUAUCAUUAUCUAACGACCCACAACAAUAUUUCCCAACUACAUUCGAUGACGACUAUGACGAAUACAUCGAUGAUGACGAUAGUGGUGACGAUGCUUCAUUGUCAGAACAGUCAGGUCCACAAAUGUAUUUGCCAACUAGAAUGGCAUCUAACGUCACUACAGCCCAUCGUUCUAUAAGAACUGUUAAUAGUAUCGGAGAGUGGGCGUUCAAUAGACACAAUUCUGUCACUAAGAUUAAUAAAAGUAACAGUAACGAAUCAGAUAAUCUAAAGGAAUACGGGGAUAAAAUUUCAGCGGUUGAUCCAUAUCCAAUGACCCAAUUGUCAAACUCUAACACAGUUACGUCAAAUUUUAGUCAUUUGUUAAAGAAUAAAAAUUCUUACAAACGUAACCCUAAAGGUAACAAUGAAAUCAAUUCUAGGAACGAACUAAAAAAAAUCAAAAGUUCCAUUAAUGCUAUGAGUGCAGUGGAAAGAUCCAAAAGUUUACCAUUACCCACUUUAUUAAAGUCUUUAAGUGGUAUAGACAAUCAUACCAAUGGUAAUAAUAAGGAUAGAAAACGUUGGAAAUUUAAGAUGACCAGGUUUAGGAAUAAUAAAAGCAAUGGCUCUACAGAUAUGGAUAAAUCUCAACGUUGUGCCAUCAUGUAA